This is a messenger RNA of Anisakis simplex (herring worm), 93 nucleotides long. The record is from the annotation of a GenBank genome assembly. Lineage: Eukaryota; Metazoa; Nematoda; Chromadorea; Rhabditida; Anisakidae.
AUGAUGCGACGAUGUGCGUCGUACGCGAAGAAGGAACACACCUCACCGAUAUUCGAUGUUUUAUUGGUGAGUUUGGAGUGUGUGCGCAUUUGA